AUGGCUCUGAAACAUUUGCCAACCAGCCUAACCUCGUGUGCAGGCUUUGGUUUAGCUUGUUUGCUUGCAUUCACAGUUCAAGUCUACUUGUUCUCACCAAUAUCCCCAGUCUCACUUGAACUACCUCCAUCUUCUUCGCUUCCUCAAAACAACAUAUUACAGGGGGUGAUUAAGCUUGGAGAUGGAGUACUUCUGAAACCAGAAGAUAUUGCUUUUGAUAGAGAAGGCACACUCUAUGCGGCCACAAGAGAUGGUUGGAUCAAAAGGCUUCAGAGAAAUGGGAGUUGGGAGGAUUGGAAGAUGUUGAAUACUGAUACACUUCUUGGAAUUACUAUCACAAACGAAGGUGAUCUUGUUGCAUGUGAUGUUGAUCAGGGUUUGCUUAAGGUUACUGCAAAUGGAAUCACGGUUCUUGCUUCACACGUUAAUGGGUCCAAAAUAAGAUUUGCAGAUGAUGUGAUUGAAGCUUCAGAUGGGAGUCUCUACUUUAGUGUUGCAAGCACAAAAUUUGGACUUCAUAAUUGGUAUCUCGACGUGCUCGAGGCAAAACCACAUGGGCAGCUGCUCAUGUAUAACCCUUCAUCAAACGAGACCUCAAUCUUACUUGAGGGUUUGGGUUUUGCUAAUGGAGUUGCAGUUUCAGAAGACCAGAAUUAUCUGGUGGUCUGUGAAACAUGGAAAUUCAGGUGCCUAAGGUAUUGGCUAAAGGGGGAGAAGAGAGGGCAGACCGAGAUCUUCAUUGAGAACCUUCCCGGCGCCCCCGACAACAUCAAUCUUGCUCCAGAUGGGUCCUUCUGGAUUGCUCUACUUCAGUUGACUUCGAAUGGGAUGGAGUUUGUGCAUAGCUCCAGAAUUGCAAAACACUUGAUAGCAACAUCUGGGAAAUUAGUAGAACUAGUCAAUGGACUACAAAAGAGAGCUACGGUGGUGAAUGUGGGUGCUGAUGGCAAGAUAAUCAAGAAGCUCGAAGAUCCUAAUGGAAAUGUGAUGUCGUUUGUAACUUCGGUUUUGGAAUUUGAGGAUCAUCUUUACUUUGGGAGCUUGCAGAACUUCUUCAUUGGCAAGUUGCCACUGAAUGUUGCAUAA
This is a messenger RNA of Argentina anserina (silverweed cinquefoil), 1086 nucleotides long. Its product is annotated as protein STRICTOSIDINE SYNTHASE-LIKE 4-like. The record is from RefSeq and is a predicted model, not a curated record. Gene Ontology annotation, molecular function: hydrolase activity; strictosidine synthase activity. Lineage: Eukaryota; Viridiplantae; Streptophyta; Magnoliopsida; Rosales; Rosaceae. Gene Ontology annotation, biological process: biosynthetic process. Bases 1 to 1086 code for a protein of 361 amino acids. Gene Ontology annotation, cellular component: endomembrane system. The transcript has 6 exons.